UAUUAGUUUCUGUUUCUUUGACAGUUUUAACACCAUAUAUCUAAAAACUUCAGUUGAAUUAAAGCUUCUUUGGAGUGAACGGAGAUGGAAAAAAGGCAGUUUCGAUCGGUGAAAGAAGCCGUUGAGUUGUACGGCCAAAGGCUUUUGGCUCCGGAGCUCUACGCCAACGUUCUCCGAGAGAUGGAGAACGAAGAAAUUGAACACGAAAAUAAUCUUCAAAAGAUCAAAAGUGUAAGAGAUGAAUUGGAGAUUGCAAAGCAAAACUUGGAGAAAGCUAAAGAAAGGAGUGUAGCAAUGGCACGUUCUUUUUCUUCUUUGCAAGAAGAGCUAGAAGAAACAAAGAGAAAGCUCCAAAUGCUUAAGGAAAAAUCAGAUUAUGACAUUGAAUUUGUUGGUGAUUCUUUGAAAUUUGACUUCAAAACACAAUCACAAAGAUUCGAAGUAGAAGAAGAAGAAAGUGAAGUCUUUGAAAAAAAGCAUGCAAAAAUGAACAGUGGAGAAAUUAAGGAUAUUCCAUCCAUGAAGAAGAAGGCAAGCAAGAAGAAGAAGAAAGCUACACUUUUUAUAGGAGGCUUUUUUUCUAAGAAGAAGUGAAAAAAUAUAUAGUAUAUUUAAUAAAAUUAAAUAUUAUAAAAGAAAUCUUCUUUUUUAGUUUAAUGGAAGUGAAGAGAUUCGAUCCUUUGACGUCUUGAUCAACCACAAUAUAUCUUUAAUCUGGCUCAACAAAAAUUAUGUUUUUGUUUUCUUAUUUGAGUGAAAAUGGAAUUUUUUGGGAGCCAUGAAAAUGGUUAAAAUAUAAUGUUAAUCAUUGUAUUUUGACUGGUAUAAUUUGUUUGGUUAAUCUUACUUGUAUGGGUAAUGAUUAUGUCCUUUGAGUUAAAUUUGUUUAUUAAA
Messenger RNA from Benincasa hispida (wax gourd), 894 nucleotides. Its product is annotated as WEB family protein At1g75720-like. NCBI's taxonomy places the organism in Eukaryota, Viridiplantae, Streptophyta, Magnoliopsida, Cucurbitales, Cucurbitaceae. The record is from RefSeq and is a predicted model, not a curated record.